Manis pentadactyla (Chinese pangolin) is the source of this 4643-nucleotide messenger RNA. It is a transcript of the gene RSAD1, whose product is annotated as radical S-adenosyl methionine domain containing 1. The record is from RefSeq and is a predicted model, not a curated record. Gene Ontology annotation, cellular component: cytoplasm. Gene Ontology annotation, biological process: porphyrin-containing compound biosynthetic process. The transcript has 9 exons. Lineage: Eukaryota; Metazoa; Chordata; Mammalia; Pholidota; Manidae. Gene Ontology annotation, molecular function: 4 iron, 4 sulfur cluster binding; coproporphyrinogen oxidase activity. Bases 185 to 1522 code for a protein of 445 amino acids.
GGGCGCGCCGCUCCGGAACCACGUGGCCGCCUGUCACGCUGGGAACCCACCUGCCGUCCUCCCCACCCACCCCCACACAAGGUCUGGGAGUGGGCGCGGUGCUCUGACAGGGAAAUGUCUUGACAGGGAGACCUGAAGCCUCGGUGACCCUGACCAAGUAAUUUCCCUUCUGAACUUGGGCAUAAUGUUUCCAGUGCGAAUAGUUUGUGGCUUAGAUGGUGUAGCGACUGUUGACGGACCUCGGAAUGGGGGGUGUGGGACUGAAGCUGGCAGUGGCAGGGCCGCCCGGGGUCACCCGUCGGCCCGCUCAUACACCCCCUGUCCCCAGUGGCCGUACUGCGAGAAACGCUGCAGUUACUGCAACUUCAACAAGUACAUCCCCCGCGGCGUGGAGGAGGCUGCCCUGCGGAGCUGUCUGGUGACUGAGGCCCAGACUCUGCUGCGGCUCAGCGGGGUGCGGCGGGUGGAAUCUGUGUUCUUUGGUGGGGGCACCCCCAGUCUGGCCAGUCCCCACACUGUGGCUGCUGUCCUGGAGGCAGUGGCCCAGGCAGCCCAUCUGCCUGCAGACUCGGAAGUCACAUUGGAGGCCAACCCCACUUCGGCCUCAGGCCCCAGGCUGGCAGCUUUUGGGGCAGCAGGGAUCAACAGGUUAUCCGUUGGCAUCCAGUCCCUGGAUGAUACUGAGCUGCAUCUGCUGGGGCGCACACACUCGGCCAGUGAUGCUCUGCAGACACUGGCGAAGGCCCGGCGCCUCUUCCCUGGGCGUGUGUCUGUGGACCUGAUGCUGGGGUUGCCAGCACAGCAGGUGGGGCCGUGGCUCUGGCAGCUGCGGGAACUGCUACACCACUGUGAUGACCACAUGUCCCUCUACCAGCUGUCCCUCGAGCGGGGCACUGCGCUCUUCACGGGGGUGCAGCAAGGCGUCCUUCCUGCCCCUGCCCCUGAGCUCGCUGCUGAUAUGUACCAGGAAGGACGGGCAGUUCUUCGGGAGGCUGGCUUCCGCCAGUAUGAGGUCUCCAACUUUGCCCGGAAUGGGGCGCUCAGUACCCACAAUUGGACUUACUGGCAGUGUGGUCAGUACCUUGGCGUUGGGCCUGGGGCCCAUGGGCGAUUUACACCCCAGGGGGCCGGGGGCCACACCCGGGAGGCUCGGAUCCAAACGCUGGAGCCUGACAACUGGAUGAAGGAGGUGAUGCUGUUUGGUCACGGCACCCGGAAGCGCGUGCCCCUGGGCGAGCUGGAGCAGCUGGAGGAAGUUUUAGCCAUGGGGCUACGCACAGAUGUGGGGAUCACUCACCAGCACUGGCAGCAGUUUGAGCCCCAGCUGACUCUUUGGGACAUAUUUGGAGCCAACAAGGAGGUGAAGGCGCUGCUGGAGCAGGACCUAUUGCUGCUGGACCACAGGGGUCUUCGGUGUUCCUGGGAGGGUCUGGCUGUGCUAGACUGUCUGUUGCUGACUCUUCUGCCUCGACUCCAAGAGGCCUGGCAGCAGAGAUCCCCCUCCCCUGGGCCAGGAGGAUGACCAAAUGUCCCUGUCUCCCAGGACAAUGCCAGAAAUGGUCACCCAGUUUUAUUUAAACAGUCUAAUAAGCCCUGUGGAGUCAGCCUUGACUGUAGACCCCUCCUUUGUCUGGAAGCCUUCCCUGGAGUAUGGAAUCUGGAUUUGGGGAUGAGAGGCUUGGUCUAGGGCUGAAAUUCCUUCCCCCACUCCUUACAUUUCAUUUUGAAAGAUUUUUAAACAUAUAGAAAAGUUGAAAGAAUAGUUCACUGUAAACCAGAUAACCUUCAUUGCAGGGUGUCCAUAAAGUCUGGAAAUAGGAAGUAUUCAUAAUGUCAUCAAGGAUAUCUUCAACCCGUAAAAAAAUAAAAUAGCCAUGUUUCCAGACUUUGUGCUCACCCCUAUAGAGUUACCAGUUGCUAAGUCUGGUCACGUUUACUUAAUCUUCAGCUAGCUAGCUAAUUUCUUUCUUUCCUUUUCUUCUCUUUUUCUUUGCUGUACCAUUUGAAGAAAGUCAUAGACAGCACACAUUUUAGCUUGUAUCUCUUAGGAAAAAGGAUGUUUUCCUGUAUAGCCACACUACCAUCAUCAACCUAAGAAAAUUUACAUUAAUGCAGUAAUGUGCAAUCCACUUUCAAAUUUCUCCAGAUGUCUCUAAAACACCUUAAAGCUUUUUGGGGGCUUGGGGGGAGACACAGAUUCCAAUGAAGUUUUAUGCUUUACUUUUGACUAUUAUGCCUCUUUGGCCUCUUUUUUUUAAAAGCCUCCUUCCUUUUGUUUAUUUUUCAUGACACUCAAUUUUUCAGAGUGAAGGCAUUUUUCUUAUAGCAUAUCCCACAUUCUGGGUGUGACUGUUUCCUAAUGAUCGGGUUUGGAUUAAAUAUUUUUGGCAAGAAAACAUAUAGAUGUUGUGUAGCUCAAGGUAUGUAAUGCCAGGUUGGCCCACUAUUGGAAUAAUACUGAUUUUGAUGACAUGGUUAAUGUGGUAGAUGUCCAGUCUGUCCAUUGUACAGGUUCAUUAUUUCCCUGGAAAUUAAUAGAUUAUCUGCAGGGUGAUAACCUUGAGAUCAAACCCUGGGUCCUAACAAUCAUUUGCCCAGUGAUUUUAGCAUUCAUCGAUGAGUCUUGCUUAAGUCAGUGAUUAGUUUGGGAGUUGUAAAAUAGUAAUUUCUAACUCUCAUUCCGUCUACGUUCAUUACCUCUCAUUCAUUCAUAAAAAACAGCUUUCCCUUUUUUUUGAAGGCCUGAUACUUUUACCCUAAAAAUUGUAUGUGUGUGUGUGUGUGUGUGCUUGUUCUCAUAGAGAGAGAGAAGGGGGCAUUUUCCUUAUAAUAUGGAAGGGUACCAUGGUGCCAAAAGGGAUUUAGUACCACUGCAAAUCAGGGCAUGCUAAGCUCAGCCUCCAGCUGGGUGACUUUGGAUUUUCUCCACCCAUCAGAGGUGAGCAUGUGCAUUUGCCGUGUGCCUAGUGGGUGUGAAUACCAGUCCUUCUCUGACCCUGUGGUAACACAGUAAGUGUUACUACCUGCCCUUUAUUCAUGAAAUAUUCAGCAAGCACUAGUGGAGUGCCAGGCACUGCGCCAGGCCCACAGAGAGGAGUAAGACCUGACCCAGCCCUCGAGGAACUCUCUGCCAUGUUGAUAGAUGUGUAAAGAGAUAAAUUACAGGGUUAUCAGUAAAGAUGGGCAGGCACUUGCAGAAGCCUACGGUGUAUUUGGUUCUAAGAGGCUGGGGGCAAGAAAGGGGGAAUAUGUUCUUCCUACUACCUCCUCUGGCCCUGGGGUGGCCUGCAGGGUGGCCGGUGCUGCCUGAGGGAACCUCUUCCUGAGCCUUCCCCUGGUCUUGAUAUUCAAGAAGUCAGCACAGGGCCAGGGCAGAUGCACCAUCAGAUAGCCUGGGCCUGCUCAGGUUUCUCCCAUCUGCCAGAGCUCGUACCACCUGAGAUGCCUGGGCCCUCUCUGCUGGGGCACCUCACAAAGCCUGUCAGAGGGGCUGGACAGGAGCCAGAGCCAGGUAGGGGUGGCACAGAUCACCUCCUGUGACUCAGCCUGGUCCCACCCUUACAAGGUGAAUCAGAACCUCCAGGAGGUGGAGCCCAGGAAUCUAGUUUUUAAAUGUUUCCUAAACAUUCCUAAUGAUCUGGCCAGUUUGGGAAGCCCUGUCAUGUCCUGCCUUCCAUCCUGAUAGGCUGGGGGCAGGAGCAACAAGGGGGACGUGGCUGCUUCCAGGCAUGACAAAGAGGUCCUUCCCUCUGCAUCCCGGGCCCUCCCCAGCUCGUCCAUCAGAGGGGUCCUCCUCCUCCUCCAUAUGGAGACUUUGGUUGUCAUCUUUUCACCCGCCCUACUGAAAAACACACAAACAUAAAUGGAAGGGAUGCACAGAUACUGUGGUGAUGAGGUGAUGGGAGGAGCUGGGGAGAAGUAAUAUGUGUAAGUGUGUGGUUACAGUCUGAAGGGCCAAACCUUCCUAGUGCAAAAGCACAAUUUUAAAGCCCUCCAAUUAAGCCACCCCACCCAACCAACUACAGCUGACCCUUGAACAACACGGAUUUGAACUGCACAGAUCUGCUUACAUACAGAUUGCUUUCAAGAAAUACACUGGAAAAUUUUUUGAAGAUUUGCCACAACUUGAAAAACAUUUUCUUUUUUCUAACUUGCUUUAUUGUGAGAGUACAGUAUAUAAUAUAUAUAACAUUACAAAAUAUGUGUUAAUUGACUGUUUAUGUUACUGGUAAGGCUUCUGGUCAAUAGUAGGCAAUUAGUCGUUAAGCUUUAGGGGAGUCAAAAGUUUUUUGUGGAUUUUUGACUGUGCCCAGGAUCAGCACCUCUAACCAGGCCUUGUUAAGGGUCAGCUAUAAUGUGAAGUAGGCACGGCAGCUAUUUUAAUUUCCAUUUUACAUAUGGAAGCAAAGAGAUUCUUGACUCACAUUAUAUAUAUAUAUAGUAAGUAGCAGACCUGGCAUAACACUUCUGGACAUCCAGAACUUACUGUUACAUUGUCAUUUUAUACUUAUAGAUCCUGGUUGAUUAAGCUGUCUCUUAAAUUAGGCAGAUCCCUGACUUCUGCCUGGCCUCUACCUCAGGCUUGAAGCCAUCCUUUCUGCCUGGUGCUGGGUAGCGUGCGCUCAGUGCCUGUAUUUUCCCUC